Messenger RNA from Salarias fasciatus (jewelled blenny), 3836 nucleotides. RefSeq names its product ADP-ribosylation factor GTPase activating protein 3 (gene arfgap3). The coding region runs from base 92 to 1663 and encodes 523 amino acids. Gene Ontology annotation, biological process: COPI coating of Golgi vesicle. The record is from RefSeq and is a predicted model, not a curated record. Lineage: Eukaryota; Metazoa; Chordata; Actinopteri; Blenniiformes; Blenniidae. Gene Ontology annotation, molecular function: GTPase activator activity. The transcript is spliced from 16 exons.
GCUUCUGGUUAUUAUUGAGGAAAAACCACGACUGCGUUUUUCAUGUGAGAAGCACCGAAGAGGCUGCCAGGUGUUACCAACAGGUAGAGGAAUGGCGGAACCCAGCAAACACGACAUCUCCGCGAUUUUCAAGCGGCUCCGCUCGAUCCCGACCAACAAGGUUUGCUUUGACUGCGCAGCUAAGAAUCCGAGCUGGGCCAGCAUCACCUAUGGCGUGUUCCUCUGUAUCGACUGCUCCGGGACUCACAGGUCCCUGGGGGUGCAUCUGUCUUUUAUUAGGUCCUCCGAGCUGGAUUUUAACUGGUCGUGGUUUCAGCUGAGAUGCAUGCAAGUGGGAGGAAAUGCCAGCGCGACUGCAUUUUUCAACCAGCACGGCUGCACGGGCGGCGCCGCCAACGCCAAGUACAACAGCCGAGCCGCUCAGCUGUACAGGGAGAAGAUAAAGGCCUUAGCCACACAGGCGACCAGACGCCACGGCACAGAGCUGUGGCUGGACAGCCAGGCUCCUUUGUCUCCGACUUCACCCGUUGAAAAACAGCUGGAUUUCUUCAGCCUGCACUCUCAGGAUCUUCCUGAAAAUUUAAACAUGGCCAAAAUGAGUCUGAGCUCCUCCGCGACAGAGAAAACCCCUGAACAAGACCCAGACCCCAACGAUAAUUCGGAGGAGGGUCCGAGUGUCAGCAUGCUGAGCGCCUCACCCAAAGCAAAUCCAGAGCCGUCUUCUCUCAUCAAGAAGAAGCCGACAGCUGCCAAGAAGACCUUGGCCUCUAAGAAAGGCGGCCUGGGCGCCCAGAAGGUCAGCAGCCAGAGUUUCUCCGAGCUGGAGAAGAGAGCUCAGGCUGCCGAUAAACUCCGAGAGAAGGCGGAAAACCCGGCCGCCGCCCCCAAGAGCGACUCGCAGGUGUCCAUCGCCCCGUCGCUCCGGUUGGCCUACAAAGAGCUGGAGCAGCAGAGGAAGGUGGAGGAGCAGAAGCUGAAGGGUCUGGAGGGGAAGAAGAAGGAGCAGGCCGAGAGGCUGGGCAUGGGGCUGGGCAUCAGGAGUGGAGUCUCUCACUCCGUCACCUCCGACAUGCACAUCAUCCAGCAGGAGACUCCCGCCGACGCCCGACCCUCCAAGGGACGGCGCUUUCUGGAGGAAGAGGAGGACGAGGGGUCCUUCACCUCGAGAGCGUUGCCUCGGUUUGAGGAUCAGUCCGACGCCGCAGACAGUUUCUCCUCCGGCUGGGGAGAUUCAGGAGACAGAGGCUGGAAGAAGGAGAGCAAGAAACCAGAGCCAGACUUCUACCUGUCCUCCACGCCCUCUGACGACAGGCCCACGUCCAGGAGGAAACCGGAGCCCGCCGUAGACACGGGAGAGGCCCGCAGGAAGUUCGGAGACGUCAAAUCCAUCUCGUCUGACAUGUACUUUGGAAAACAGGACAACUCCGAGUACGAGGCCAAAACACGACUGGAAAGGUUUUCUUCAAGUUCUGCGAUCAGUUCAUCCGAUCUAUUUGAUGAUCCGAAGAAACAGAGCGCGAGCUCUUCGUACCGUCUGAGCAACGUGCUGCCCAACGCGCCCGACAUGUCGCAGCUCAAACACGGCGUGCGCUCGGUGGCCGGGAAGCUGUCGGUCAUGGCCAGCGGAGUCGUCAGCUCCAUUCAGGAUCACUACAGUUCCUGAGUCAUUGUGAGUAGAAGAAGCUCAUUUUGGGAGGAAAGGAAGCAACAACAUGCAGAAUCUACCCCGAUGUAACCCUGCUGUGUACACAUGUUAUUGUCCUGGAUAAUCCUCAUACGACAACGUUGAUGAGCGUCUUUUCCUCUGCGGACAGUUUGAAGGGAGGAUCCAUUAGAGUAUUUAGUUUGGUUUAUUUUGAAGUUUCUGGGGGAGUUCGGCGGCCUGAGGAGGUGUGUGGUGUUCUGAAGGAAGUGGUUUCAUUUUAUGUCCUUUAGUUAAUGAGGUCAAAACGUAUGUAGCCGAGAUGACACUGUGGUGAAUGCCCACCGAGCGAACAUGCUCUUAUCUGUUGCUUUAUUAUUAUUUUUUUAUAACUUUCACAGAGUUAAGUGUCCUUUCCAGGCCCAAAGUGCUCUUAAUGGAACAAAAAAUAAUGAAAGAACAGAUCUGUAGGGACCAGAUGUAGAUAUUUGUUCACUUGAUGUUCGAGAUAUAAAGUUAUUGAGAUUUCUUUAAAUUCCCCAGAUUCGUCCAAAGUAGGAAGCACAAUGUGAGUUGGUCACUUUUCCCUCUUUAGAAACCAAACGGAUCAUAAAACACGAUUCCUCAUGAGUUUUUGUAGCUGGAUAGGUUGGAGUUGGACCGAGGCAGCUGUGUAAACUAUGUAAAUCGACCAGCUGAACAUUUCUGUCUGGUGUUUAUUACGUUUUUCUUAUGUUUCUUGGGGAGAUUUCUUGCUGGAAGUUGUAGCUUUGCUUGUUGCAUCUGUCCCGAGCUGACGAGGUUUCAUGAGUUCACUGUGGAUAUUUGAAUCUGGUCGUUCCACCUGCUAAUUUCUACACUUCAGUAUAAUCAACAGAUUUUAGUGAUGAUACAAAUUUUCUCAUGAGUUUUGGAUUUUGUGGCCUUUCUUCGUGUUACAGAAAUAAAAUUUGAUCCCAACAGAGGCAGAAAAACUCUAUUUGAGCAAUGCGGUGAGAUGAAAGCGACUUUUCUGUCUCUGUUGUGAUCCUUUCUCAUUCCAGAGCUCCAGAUAGAAACCGAGCUCUUCCCUCUUCAUGGUCGUGAGUUUGGUUUUGUAUUUUCAAUAGUCAGACUUCAUGGAAUGAGACACCCGCUGCUCAGUGCUGCUUUUUGAUCUGGUGUUGCCUGUUAGCCCUUAAAGCUGAGACAGAAACUCUUCUAAAACCUGCUGAGAGGAAAAAAAGCACCAGAUUACACCUGCCAGAUGUGGAUCAUUUGCACUUUUUCUCCCCCCCCUCGCUCAGUCCACAUGUUGAAAGUUGAAUGAAGAGAAUUGUGAUGUUUUGGUUUUCUGAGUUGCCUUUUGUUGUAUUUGUAAUGUAUCUGGUGGGUUUUUUGGAAUUUGUGAAGGUGAUCAUUCUGAUUUGUAGCAUUGAUGCCUCGUUGCCACUUUAUUGAAUGUGUAGAAUCCGUUUGAGAUGUUCUCAGCAAUUUGUUUUUGUUUACGUACUGCCGGCGUGCAGGAGGUGAAACACUAGCAGUGAAACACAGGGAGCCUGUUUCAUUCAAGAAAGGGAAAGUAGCUUCGUCUGUUUUGAAGAAAAUUCCUGCUCGUGCUUAAGCAUUUUGUAAACCCUUUCUAUGCCUUUAAGAAGAAUCUGAUUCUAACGUGGAGAGAUUGAAAUUAGUGUUUUAAUGCAGAGUCUGCACAGAAUGUUAUAUUACUGAUAAAUCACUAAAAGAGGGCCAGGAAGGAGCUCAUACGUUCAAAGUCGACCAAAUAUUAGUUUACUCCAUCUCUACAAGCCUUAGCCCAAAGAUCUUAAGUCAUUCAGAUUACACCAUGAUCAUGGGGUCAAUUGUUACUGGGUUUUUUUUUUUUAUUUGCACAUAAUUUGUCAGAAAUUGCACGUGGCAGCUUUUGCUCGGAUGUACUGUAAAUCUUUGCCUCUCAGCGUUCGCCUUACUUUCUUUUUUUUUAGAUACUUUUCCGUCUCCUGCUGCUUAUUGUUGUUACAUAGAAGAAGAACAACCUACUGUGUAAUCUGCAUGGCUCUUCUUGUUGUUGGGAUUGCACAUCCUGAAUGUAUGAUGGGAAUAAUGCUGAGUAGAGCUUUGAACGGAAGCUACUGAUAAUCACCUUUUGAACAUUUUUGACACUCAACAUGUAAGUGACAUUUUUGAAAACAUGCCGAAUAAAUGGCUCAUGUUU